Molecule: messenger RNA, 2369 nt
Organism: Spizellomyces punctatus DAOM BR117
Lineage: Eukaryota; Fungi; Chytridiomycota; Chytridiomycetes; Spizellomycetales; Spizellomycetaceae
Exons: 5
Coding region: 203-2272 (689 amino acids)
Biological process (GO): actin cytoskeleton organization
Molecular function (GO): small GTPase binding; actin binding
Source: RefSeq, a predicted model, not a curated record
AUUUUUUUCCGAUACUCUGGGGUUGGAGGUGAUACUGGUCUGGUGAUAUGUGGAUUGAUUUUCUUGGGAGUUUCCACAAAAAAAUGGUUGAAUGCUGACGUUGUUCUGUGCCCUGACGUCCAUUUACUAUUAAAGGCUCCCUCGAAUCCCAUUGUACUCAGCCCGUCUUCCACAAUUUGUAUCCACCGCUGCAGCCCACACAAUGUUUCCGUUUGCUAGACGUUCCACACAACCAUCGCAUUUGCAGUCAAGCGACUCGCCGUCUACUUCGAAAAAGGCUUCUCUGGUGUCACCUCAAUCGAACGAUAUAGUAGAAACCGGACUAGGGCGUGAAAGUCCAGGUAACGCAAGGGACGAGCGACCUGCAGGAGACCAGGAGGUGAUGCCCGAUCCGAACGUAAUCGACGGCUGGUUUGAUGAGAUUAUGGAAUCACUGCUGCCAGAAACUUCUGCUCAAAAAUAUCCGCAUGACCGGGCAGCUCAAAUCAAACUGGACGCAGAGUCGAAAUGGGCGUUGGUCCGAGCAUACCGCUCGAAAUCCUCGCUUUUCGAUGAAAAGGCCGGAAAAGGGACGACACCAACUGGGCCCAGACAACAGCCGUCCUCUCCUUUAGAUUUUACCAUGUUUUUAAUGGCAUACGUUGGGGACGGUGAUACUGUAUAUACGGCCGAUGAAACUUUGCUGAAUAUGAUUAGAAAGUUGAGAAUCUGUGUGGCGUGUGAGCUGGUUGGCUGGACGGAAACCUUUUUACAAUAUGAUGGGCUUGUAUAUCUAACAAAUCUCAUGCGAAAUAUAUCAGACAAAGCAGAAAAGUCUCCUCACGAUUGGACUCUGCAUCUCGAGCUCACUCGCACACUUCGCACACUCUGUUGCACUCAACCCUUCCUUUCGUACCUAAUGAAUUCGGGCAGCAUUCUGUCACACCUCUGUCGGAUUCUUUUCGGUUGGUGGAAGCAGCAUCACCAUCAUUCGGAUCACUGGGACCGAUGCAUAGGAAGGAUCCCGCAGGUCAUAUCGCCAGAAGAAUCAGGAAAAUCCAAACCAAAGCCCCGUUACCAGGCUUGUUCAGAGAUACCCGAGCCCUCGAUACUAAAAGAUUCAUCAACACGACCUCCCAUGGCAAACCGGCGAGUGGGGCUGGAGGUUCUAUCUUUGGUGAUUGAGCAUGGCGGAUGGAAAUGUGUGGUUAUGGCUCUAGAUACCGUUGCCGGUGCUAGUUCAGUACUAGAAGGGGACAUUAUCGGCUGCCGCGAUUCCAAUGAGUUUCUUCCAACGCCUGUUACCUUCAUGCCUUGGAUCAGCGUCACCCAUCAAGUAACACUAAAUCGGCUGCGUCAUUGGGCAGGACUCACUGCGCGUGCCCAUUCUAUCUACCACACCUUGAAGCAUACGAUGGCAUCGUCAAAGCACUAUCGCUACAAAAAUGUACCGAAAACCGUGCCGGCAUUGGAGGAGGGGGACGGCGUCGAAGAUGCAGAUGUGGUGAGAUACCUGAAAGCUAGCAUUCGAUUCGCGGUGGUGCUUGUAAGCCCUGGAAACAGGCCGAAUUCUGAGAGUCCUGCACACAUCAGAAGGAUCUUGGAUGUGGCGGGGUGGAACAAAACGUUACAGAAACUCAAGCAAUCGCCGCAUUCAUCGAUUCUCGCCACAGUGGAGAGAUAUAUGAGAGAAAAUAUUGACGAUGCGUCUAGAACUGAGGUGCAGGCUGGAACAACGCAGAACCGCCUUAGCCGGCCUCAGAGCAUUACGUCACGUCAUCGUCCCGUGCUUCCCACGGCAAUUCGACCAGCUACCAGUCGUGUGCGCUCCCAGAGAUCGCAGCCAGGCCUAGCGUCCAGAAGAAAACACGAUGCAGCAACCAGGGUAGCAGCACAGGGAUCAAGUGGUGUCGUAGGAAUAAGAAGACCCGGAAGGAGACGCGUCGUGGUCGCAGGAAGGUCCCAUGGGCAUGGCGAGAUAAAUGAACACAGUCUCACUUCUGAUGAAAGUGAUCCUCGACACACUCUACCAAAUGUGGCCGCCGCCGCUGAAAAUCCAACGACAACACCAGAGCCUGAACCAGAGGACAAUAUCUCGCCUAGCACGACAGUAGCCGACGGUCCGAAUCAGGAACAAAGUGAAUCAUCAUCCUGGAAUAAUGUAUCUGAUGGAGAAGACACUUGCAGUGACGACACAAGUUCUAGCGAAGGAGAGUGGGACUUUGGUGCAGCAGAAGGUCCCGGGCACGAUGUGACACCGGCGGCGGAGGAACCAUCUGUUAAUGCGACUUGAUAUAUACAUACGCUCACUACGGCACAUAUAUUUAUUAAGUCUUAUCCAAGUUGGAAUGUAUUGUGUUUGUAAAUCUGUACAAGAAGGACAAAACUAC